Messenger RNA from Trichogramma pretiosum, 2013 nucleotides. Its product is annotated as acyl-CoA synthetase short-chain family member 3, mitochondrial-like. The record is from RefSeq and is a predicted model, not a curated record. The transcript has 8 exons. NCBI's taxonomy places the organism in Eukaryota, Metazoa, Arthropoda, Insecta, Hymenoptera, Trichogrammatidae. Bases 31 to 2013 code for a protein of 660 amino acids.
GAGGCAUUUAAUAUUUUAAUAUUUUACGCCAUGGGUCAGCAAAUAAUCAACUGCGACAAGCAACCAGAUUACAUCAAGAAAGAGAAGCCGUACAAAAGUGCCAAGUACGAGGCAGCCUUCCGGGAAUCACUCGAAAAUCCGGAAAAAUUCUGGUCCGAUAUCGGCCACUAUGUGGACUGGACCAAGCCAUGGGAUCGAGUGCUCGACAACAGCAACGAGCUCUUCACCAAAUGGUUCGUGGGCGGCGAGACGAACGCCUGCUACAACGCCGUGGACCGUCACGUGGCGGCGGGCCUCGGCUCGAAGGUCGCCCUCGUCCACGACUCGCCGAUGACUCAGACGAUCCGCAAAGUCACCUACGCCGAGCUGCUGGACCAGACCUCGAGACUGGCCGGGGUACUGCACGAUCUGGGGGUGAGGAAAGGCGACCGAGUGAUCAUCUACAUGCCGGUCAUUCCCGAGACCAUAGUGGCUAUGUUGGCGGUGGCUAGGUUGGGCGCCAUCCAUUCGGUCGUUUUUGGCGGCUACGCAGCCAAGGAACUCGAGACGAGAAUCAAUCACGCCGAGCCAAAGGCCAUCAUAGCUGCUAGCUGCGGUCUCGAGCCCAACAAAGUCGUCAGAUACGCGGACAUGCUGAACGAGGCGCUGAGCAGCGUGAGCGCGCCUCGGCCCAGCUGCCUGAUCUUCCAGCGUCGGCGGAUCUGGUCGGCCGAGCUGCUCGAUCGCCAGUACGACUGGGACGAGCUGAUGGACUUGGCCGAGCCGCGUCCCUGUGUGCCCGUCGAGGCCAACGAGCCCCUCUACGUGCUCUACACGUCGGGCACGACCGACAAGCCCAAGGGUGUGCAGAGGCCACUGGGCGGCCACAUCGCCACUCUGUGCUGGAGCAUGAAGGCCCUCUACGGCAUGGACAAGGAUUCGGUCUGGCUCGCUGCGUCGGAUCUCGGCUGGGUCCUCGGCUCGUCCUACACCUGCUACGCGCCUCUGCUCUGGGGCUGCACCAGCGUCAUUUACGAGGGCAAACCCGACAGGACGCCCGAUUGCGAGCAGUACUUUAGACUCGUCGAGCAGCACAAAAUCAACGGGAUAUUCACGGUGCCGACGGCCUUCAGAGUGCUGAGGGCCGUUGAUCCACGCUCGCUCGUGGCGAAAAAGUACUCGCUGAAAACGCUGAAGGUCAUAUACGUGGCCGGCGAGCACUGCGAUCACGAGGCCAAGACCUGGGCCGAGAAGAGCUUCAAGGUGCCGAUUCUGAAUCACUGGUGGCAGACCGAGACCGGCCACGCCAUCACGGCCACCUGCCUCGGCCUCGAGCAGAGGAGCGCCGAUCAGCCCGAGUUCAGCGCCGGCAAGCCCUUCCCCGGCUACGACGUCCGCGUGCUCAGGGAGGACGGCAACGAGGCCGAGCCCGACGAGUUGGGCAGGAUCGUGGUGAAGCUGCCCCUGCCACCCGGCACCCUGUCCAGCCUCUAUCGAGCCGACGACAGAUUCAAAGACACCUACUUUUCCAGACAUCCGGGCUACUACGACACGAUGGACGCGGGCUACGUGGACGCCCGAGGCUACGUCUACGUGACGGCCCGCGACGACGACGUCAUCAACGUGGCCGGACACCGGCUGUCCACCUCGGCCGUGGAGAACGUCGUGUUCGCCCACCCGGACGUGAGCGACGCGGUGGUGUUCGGCGUGCCGGACCGCACCAAGGGCCAGAUCCCGGCCUGCCUGUACGUGCCGAGGCCCGGCCUACCCGGAACCGAGGAGCAGCUGACGGCCGAGCUGGUGGCUGGGGUGCGCGACGCCAUCGGGCCCGUGGCCUCGUUCAAGGUCGCCGCUGCCGUCGAGGCGCUGCCGCGGACGCGCACCGGCAAGGCCUGCAGAAAAGCCAUUUCCGAUUUGGCGAGCUCGAGACAGAUCAAGAUACCGAGCACGAUAGAGGAUGCCUCGGCCUUCAUCCAAGUCAAGAGAGUCCUUCAGAAAUUAGGCUACGCCGAGAACGCGCCCGAUCCCGUUUAG